AUGAAAAAGGCUGGUCACGAGAUUGGAGGUGUUCCAGAUGCGAAUGGGGCCUCCAAGCGCUCAGACUCAAUGGCGGAGAAAGAUCAAGUCGGCAUCGCUGUCUCGACUGGGGUUUCGGCCGACGUGGAAGCUUUUAAGAAUCUCAAUGAAAAGCUGCUUUACUUGAAGGAACUUCAUCGUUGGGAUCCUAACAUCCCCGAAGACUAUUUUGACGUGAUGAUUGAGGCACUCGCCACGGACGACAAAGAUGUUCGUGAUGCACUGGCUCGUGACAUUUUCGGCAACUCCAUCUACCCCGAAGUUCGAGCCGCAGUGUCCAACAUCGACGAAGGAGGAUACUGCAACACGAUCCGCGCCUGGGUAAUUGGGAUGGUUUUUGCGACCGUUGUUGCCGCCGUCAACGUUCUUUUCUCUUUGCGCAAUCCCACCAUCGGUAUCCCGGUUUACAUCAUCCAGCUCCUGUCUUUAUCUCUCGGCAAGGCAUGUGAAAGAUGGAUCCCAAGCAGAGAAUUUCGUUUCUUUGGGAUCAAAGGCAAUCUCAACCCUGGCCCUUUCAGUAAGAAAGAACAUGCCUUGAUUGUUAUCAUGGCAAAUGCCUCCGUCGGUAGUGCCUAUGCAACAAACAUUAUUACCGCUCAGCGUAUGUUCUACCAUCAGCGAUUUGGUUGGGCCUUUGAGACAUUUCUCUGCAUCAGUAAUCAGAUGUUAGGGUUUGGAAUUGCGGGACUUUACACGCGUUUUCUGGUGGAACCUGCCGCCAUGAUCUGGCCAAGUCUUCUCAUCAGUGUGGCCCUUUUUGACACUCUCCACAAGCACUCAAAGCCCGACCCAUCCACCACGUUCGGAUGGAAGAUUAGCCGGUAUCGAUUUUUCCUGUGGGUGGUUUUGGGAUCAUCUUGUUGGUACUGGUUCCCAGGGUAUAUUGCGCCGUUCCUCAGUACCUUUGCCUUUGUGACAUGGAUCAAGCCACAAAGUGUGGUGAUCAACAAGCUAUUCGGAUGUAGUACUGGACUCUCUCUGAUUCCUUUGACAUUUGACUGGACUCAGAUUGCUGGUUAUAAAGGCUCGCCAUUGCAAACACCCUGGUUUUCCAUCUGUACUACAAUGAUGGGAAUGAUCUUCUGGUAUUGGGUCGUAACGCCGGCAAUCCAUUUCUCGGGAAUGUUCUACUCAGACUACCUCCCUAUCAGUGAUUCGACUAGCUAUGACAACACUGGCAAGGUCUACAAAGCGUCCAGAAUCUUGACUCCAGAUUUCAUGUUCGAUCUGCAGAAGUAUCAAAAUUAUUCACCGAUUUUUCUCUCCACCACUUUCAUGAUUUCCUAUGGUCUCUCGUUUGCGGCCAUCAUCUCGAUGAUCACUCAUGUGGGACUCUUCCAUGGUGCCGAAAUUUGGAAUCGAAUUCGUCAUAUCAACGAUGACCAGGAGGAUGUUCAUAACCGACUCAUGUCACGUUUCAAGCCAGUUCCUUUCUGGUGGUAUGUAAUUGUUAUGGUUGUCAUGCUAGCUAUGGCGCUUGGUAUUGUGCUGGGAUAUGACACACGUUUGACUUGGUGGGCUUUCCUUCUUGCAAUCUUCAUAUCUGUCAUUUGGACGUUACCUAUUGGGCUAGUUGGGGCGAUGACCAAUAUGGCCCCCGGAUUGAAUGUCUUCACAGAGUUCAUCAUGGGCUACAUGCAGCUUGGUAAGCCUAUGGCCUUGAUGCUGUUCAAGGCGUACGGCUACAUCACGAUGAGUCAGGCCCUCAGCUUUAUCGGUGAUCUGAAGAUGGCUCUCUUCACAAGUGUCGUCCAAAUCCUCGUUCUCAAUUGGUGUUUCGGAAACAUCAAUGAUGUCUGCGACCCUAAGCAGGUGAACAACUUUUCCUGUCCGAAUGGCCGUGUCUACUUCGUUGCCUCGAUCAUCUGGGGAACCAUUGGACCAGGACGUAUCUUCUCUAUUGGCCAGAUGUAUGCACCAAUGAUGGCCUUUUGGAUUGUCGGUCUUCUUCUGCCAAUCGCAGUCUACGUUGGCGCUCGUAAGUUCCCACGAAGCGGACUCCGGUAUUUCACGACACCAGUGUUCUUCUGCGCAGCGCUUAAUUUGCCGCCUGCUACACCGCUGAACUGUUUGUCAUGGGGUGUUGUGGGAUUUAUUACCGGCAAGUGGAUCCGUGGCCGCUAUCGUGGUUGGUGGAUGACCUACAAUGCGAGUCUUUCAGCCGCUUUGGAUGUUGGGCUUGCCAUUACAACCCUUAUCAUCUUCUUCACGCUGACCAUGACCAACACCAAGUUUCCAGACUGGUGGGGUACCACGGUCACCGCAACCACACUGGAUGCCCAGGGUCAUAACGUUCAAAAGCAUGUUACGGAUGGAGAGAUAUAUGGCCCCACAUCGUGGUAA
Molecule: messenger RNA, 2382 nt
Organism: Penicillium odoratum
Lineage: Eukaryota; Fungi; Ascomycota; Eurotiomycetes; Eurotiales; Aspergillaceae
Gene: optB
Product: small oligopeptide transporter, OPT family
Exons: 3
Coding region: 1-2382 (793 amino acids)
Biological process (GO): transmembrane transport
Molecular function (GO): oligopeptide transmembrane transporter activity
Source: RefSeq, a predicted model, not a curated record